Molecule: messenger RNA, 837 nt
Organism: Triticum aestivum (bread wheat)
Lineage: Eukaryota; Viridiplantae; Streptophyta; Magnoliopsida; Poales; Poaceae
Product: disease resistance protein RGA5-like
Exons: 1
Coding region: 1-837 (278 amino acids)
Biological process (GO): defense response to other organism
Molecular function (GO): ADP binding
Source: RefSeq, a predicted model, not a curated record
AUGUAUGAAAUGGAAGCCCUAAGUGAUCUCCACUUCAAAAUAUUGUUUUUCCAAAGAAUAUGUGGUUCUGAAGACAGCUGCCCUGAUGUGCUAAAACAAAUUUCAAAUAAAAUACUAAAGAAAUGUGGAGGCCUCCCAUUGGCAAUUAUCAGCAUAGCAAGUUUAUUGGCAAACAGGCCGAUGGUCAAAGAUGAGUGGGAGAGGGUCAGAAGGUCUAUUGGUUCUGCAUUGGACAAAAACCGAAGCUUAGAAGGAAUGAAUAGCAUACUAUCCCUUAGCUACAAUGACCUUCCACCUAAUCUAAAGACCUGCUUGUUAUAUUUACGUAUAUAUCCUGAGGAUUAUCUGGUUGACAGAGAUAUUUUCGUGAGGCGAUGGAUCGCAGAAGGCUCUAUGUCUGAAGAGCGAGGACAGAGCAAACAAGAGGUUGCCGAGAACCAUUUCUAUGAGCUAAUAAACAGAAGUAUGGUCCAACCGGUGGAAGUUGGCUAUGAUGGAAAGGCUCGUGCUUGUAAAGUCCAUGAUAUGAUGCUUGAUCUCAUUAUUUCAAAAUCGGUUGAAGAUAAUUUCAUCUCUUCGGCAGUGCACAGUCAAACUGAUUUCACAAAGCAUGGUGGUCUUAUUCGGCGACUAUCAGUCCAACAUAUUGACCAAGAGCUUGCAUCUAUAUUGGCAAAUGAAAAACUAAGCCAGGUACGAUCUCGAACAGUGAUAGCAUCAACUUGCAUCAGGCACUUGCCUGUGCUUCUUCAGUUUGAAGCUUUGUGGGUCCUAGAAUUUCAAGAUUGUGAGAGUCUGCAUGACUAUGAUAUGAAUGGUAUAGAUAAACUAUUCUAG